AUUCACUGUCGAGCUUCCCCUAAAACCCUAGUCGUUCGACGCCACUAAAACCUUCGUUCCACUAGUUUCUUUCAUCCAUGGAGUUCUGGGGUAUUGAAGUUAAAGCAGGAAAGCCUAUUAAAACAGACCCUGGUGCCAAUCAUGUUAUCCAUCUAUCCCAGGCAUCCCUUGGUGAGUUGAAGAACAAAGCGGAGUCUGUUCCACUCUAUGUGAAUGUUGAUGGGAAGAAACUUGUUCUCGGAACACUUUCCCACCAGAAUUGCCCUCAAUUAAACUUUGAUUUAGUAUUUGAUCAAGACUUUGAGCUCUCCCACAACUGGAAAAACGGAAGCGUAUAUUUCCUUGGUUACAAGACUGUGGUGCCAGAGGAAGGGGAUGACAGAUUCGAUAGUGAGGAAGAAAGUAGCGAUGAUGAGCUUCCUGUGGCUGCUGCUGAAAAUGGAGAACCUAAGACUGAUGCUAAAACAGCCAAGGCUAAUGCUGGGAAACCCGAAGCUGUAAAAAAACAAGCUGUAAAGAUAGCAGAACCAAGCAAUAAAAAGAAAAGUGAGGAUGAUGAUGAUAGUGAUUCUGAAGAUGGAAGUGGUUCUGAUGAUGAAGAUGACUCUGAGGAUGAAGACGAGAUUUCUAUGGAUGAUAGUUCAGAUGAUGAGGAUGAGGAUGAAGAGACCCCUAAGAAGGCUGAGUCUAGCAAAAAGAGACCGGCAGAAGCUUCCACUCCUGUUUCUGCAAAGAAGGCAAAGUCUGCAGCAGCUACACCUCAGAAGACAGAUGGUAAGAAGGGCGGUCACGCUGCAACACCACACCCAUCGAAACAAGCUGGGAAAUCUUCUGGAAAGAGUCCCAAGUCUGGUGGUCAAUUCUCUUGUGGAUCUUGUAAAAAGUCCUUUGGUUCAGAGGGGGGCCUAGAAUCCCACAAGAAGGCCAAACAUGGUGGCAAAUGAGCUUGAUUCCAACGUGGUUUUGGUAGAUUAUGUUUUUCCUAGUAAAUGAGGGAUUCGGGUUUUUUUUAAUU
This is a messenger RNA of Hibiscus syriacus, 1015 nucleotides long. RefSeq names its product histone deacetylase HDT1-like. The coding region runs from base 78 to 944 and encodes 288 amino acids. NCBI's taxonomy places the organism in Eukaryota, Viridiplantae, Streptophyta, Magnoliopsida, Malvales, Malvaceae. The transcript has 10 exons. The record is from RefSeq and is a predicted model, not a curated record.